Molecule: messenger RNA, 4860 nt
Organism: Bactrocera neohumeralis
Lineage: Eukaryota; Metazoa; Arthropoda; Insecta; Diptera; Tephritidae
Gene: NimA
Exons: 12
Coding region: 296-4735 (1479 amino acids)
Molecular function (GO): protein binding
Source: RefSeq, a predicted model, not a curated record
CGACAGUCUUUGCAACGCGUUUAGAACGAUCGGAUCGGCCGAAUGCGUACGGUAAAAGUGGAUGCAAGUGAAAUUGAUUUGAAGUGAAAGCAGUGAAAGUGCUUGUGAAGAGAGUGAAAGCUAUAAAGAAAAGCUUAUAAAAUAAGAAUGCCAAAAAAUUAUAAAGUGCUCAAGAAACCGUGAAAUUUUGUGAAAAAUAAUGUAAAUAUAAACGAAAAACAAAAACAAACAAAGAAAUUAAAAACUUACAGUUCAACACCUGUGUUCUCAAAUAAAUAAAACUAAAUGCUUUAAAAUGAAACGCGUGAAACUAAAAGCUUACAAAAGUGUCAAACCACUUUUCAGUAUUCUAUUGCUAUUAAGCUGUUUAAGGCUAUGCCUUGGCGCACAGGAGAAACUAUUACGCAUUAACACCGACUUAACGGCACUUCCGACUGCCACUGUGCCUAGUGUUGGCACUUUCAACUCGCCUAUUGAUGCGAGUAAACAGGGUGAGCAGAGCGCACUGCCUCUGGAUGCUGACUCGCACAUUUGUGUACGUGAGGAGACCUAUGUGGAGCAACUGAAGGUGCCCACUAUGCAGCCAGUGCGCAUACGCAGCUCCCAGUGGUGCAUGGAGAUUCCACCACGUUGCUCCAACUACAAAACGGAAAUGCGUGAAGUUGUGCAGAUCAAGAAUGUCACAAAGACGCGCACGAUACGCUUCUGCUGCGCGGGUUAUGAAGGCAACAUCUCGAUCAACGACACAGUUUGCAAGCCGGUCUGUCGCGGCGGUUGUGGGCGCGGCUAUUGCCAGACGCCGGAUGUGUGCAGCUGUGAGCCGGGCUACACUGGCACGCAUUGCACGCAAAGGUGUGACCACGAUCACUGGGGCGAUGAGUGCAAACAAAAGUGCAAAUGCCAAAAUGGCGCUGUGUGCGAUAAUAAAUCUGGUAUCUGUCACUGUACCACUGGCUGGACGGGCGAAUUUUGCGAGCUGCCUUGCCCGACCGGCACGUAUGGCGUCAUGUGUCACAAGGAGUGCGACUGCGCCGACAAGCGCUGCCAUCCGCAAACGGGCGCCUGUGGCGAUGCGCUGACCCCAGUGAUGCCCAAUGUCACGCAUGUCAUGAUACAAACACUCAACUCCACCAUCGCCAAUAUAACGCACAAGCUCGAUCGCAUAGCGAAUAAAAUAGUGACCAUAGCCACCAGCACUAUUGUGCCGCCACAACUCACCGUCGCGCCCGAGGUAAUCGUCAUCAAGCAAGAGGAUCAGCAUACGCCCAAAAUAAUUGUACAUCAACCCGGCUUGAGCGGUGGCUUGCUGAGCGACUUACACACCGCCGGCGGCAAGACACCAGAGGUGAUACACGUAAUCACAGCAGCAGGUGCCGACUGGCCGACGCACGCGAACGGUUCCUUGAUGGGCGCAGCGCAAGACGCCAAACUGAGUUUGGCUGGCAUCGGUGGUGUGGUUGAGUCGCCGGCGCACACUUUAGCGCCCACACCCACUGCUGCCGAACAUGAUGCUAAUCUGCUAAGUACGCUGCUUGUGCUGCUGCUCAUUAUUGUUGUUGCGAUCGGUAUUAGUUGGCUCUAUAUAUAUCGGCGCUAUCACUGGCAAAAGCAGCGUGUCGAGGCGGCGUUAGCGGCGCGCAAUGCCAGUUUUGGUGGACCGUCCGCAGAGCUGGGCGGUGGCAGUGGCAGCGCGGUGGACGCCACAGCUAUGUCUGGCGUGGGCGGCAAGAGUUUCCUAAAACCGUUGCCUGAUUUGCCGGCCUUCACACAAAUGGUGCGCAACAAAAUCGAGGCAGGACCCGAAUUCUAUGAUGCGCCCAGCAACAACUCGUCUGUCAACACGUCCGCUUAUGAUUACGCGCGCAAACUCUCACUUUAUUCGAUUGUGUCGCCCAAGUCGCGCAAAGGCAGCCCAGACUCGCAUCUCUACGAUGAGAUACGCUAUCCGGCAGCUUAUCAGCAACAACAACAACAGCAACACAACUUUAAUACUCAACACAGACAAAGACAUCAUAGCCAACAACAACAACAUCCACAACAUAAUCAUCCACAAUUCUCCAACCAUCAACAACAACAACAGCAGCAACAUCACAUUCACAGCACUAACGCUCUUGACCAAGCGAAUUUGCCGACACACGCGCAUCUGCUUCAGAAACCCAUGCAACACGCACAAAUCUCAGCUUUCAUUGCCCAACAGCCUUUGACCGCCACGACCCUACAACAACAGCAACAUCACAUUGCUCACCUGAUUAUACCACCGCAAAAUGCUAAUUUCCUGCAAGUGCCUUCAGCGUCCGCGACCAAUGUGAACGCCACCAACAACAGCGCCACACGCAAAGAGCAAAACACCGAGCAGAUAUAUGGCGACAUUUACUAUGAGAUCGGCAGCUUUUCUUUACGCUACAAUGAUCUAGGGGAAAGCGGUAAUCGCUGUCUGCGCGAGGUGCCCGCACGCUAUUUCCAAACUGCGCCCGAUGCGCCCAUCAUCGGCAAUGGCUCCACAGUUCACUGGCAACGCAUCGAGGUGUGCUGCGAAGGCUACACACAUUCCCGCUUCGACCGCGAUCAAUGCGUACCGGAUUGUUCGGCUGUCUCACCGAAUAACUGUCGUAACGGUUUCUGCCGUGCGCCCAACCAAUGUGAAUGCUUUGCGGAGUUCGUGCGCAACCAACGCGGCGAAUGUGUGCACACCUGCCCGAUUGCCUGCGAAUACGGACGUUGCUUCUUAAAUGGCACCUGCCAGUGUGAUCCUGGUUACACAUUGGAUUUGGAGACGAGGAAGUACUGUCGCCCCAAGUGUCCGCAAAAGUGUGGCACACAUCAGGAAUGCAUUGCGCCGGGUAGAUGCGCCUGUGCGGAGGGCUACAAAAUGACGCCGGAUUUGGGCUGCCAACCGGUUUGUAUACCCGAUUGUGGGCAUGGCAAAUGUGUGGGUCCGAAUAAGUGCGAGUGCUUUCAAGGUUACCAUAAGCGUCCCUUGCGAAAUGUGUGCGAAGCAGAUUGCUAUAUAAGCUGCGAAAAUGGUUUCUGUGAGUCACGCAAUAAUUGCCAGUGCCGGGAUGGUUACAAAUAUGAUGUGGACACCACCAGUUGUUUGCCGGAUUGUGGUGACAGUUGCCGGGAUGGUGUUUGCAUUGGACCUGGGCACUUCCGUGUAGCAAAUACCAGACGCCAUUUGAGAGCGUGUCUUGUUGACGAACUCCGCGGCCGCAUCUACAAAUUGCGGCACGCGUUGCCUAGCACUGCCGCUACUGCUAAAACUACCGCCGCUGCUGUAACUACCGCCAGCGCCAUAGUAGUGGUAUUCCUCACCAGCGGCCAGGUGAUUGCCAUCAGCCAAAUGCGCCUUACCAUUGCCAUCGACAGCAUAGCCAUUCACAACGCUAGCAUUGCCACUCACCACGGCUGCAUUGCCACCCUGAUAGGUGUCCGCUGCGGUGAAGGUGCGGUUGUACUGCGCCGUGUAGUUGUGUUCAUUGUACAGCAAGUUGGCGGAGUUCGGUGCGGCAGGAUAGUGCGUUUUAAUGCCGGCAGGAUAGUGGGUUUUGAUCUGCGCAUGCGCGCCUACUGUCAGCAGCAGCAGCGCGCUUACAAGUAUGGCAAGCGAAUGCAUUUCUGGAAAAAUAAAAAAGUGAUCGAACGUGUCACAUCAGUUACAUAUACGUUUCAUAUAUUUUACGCCAUCAUGACAACAGUUUUCUCUAGUAAACAAUUCAGUUUGUGCUUCUUGGUGUUGUUGUGUCUACACUUUGUUGUAAUUGUCGGCAAUGCUGAAAGCCAGCAUCAUCAUCGUCAGCAACGUCAGCCUUACGGCGGUUACACUGUUGACUCCCGUGAUGCGGACGAUGCAUCAAAUGAUGUGUCGCCGUAUCAGCGCUCUUCCUAUCGCGGUAGAGAUACUGCACGCAAACAGUUCAAUGAGAAUGAUGUAAAUUAUCAGUAUGGUAAUCGGCAGUUGGCAACACCGGGUGCAGAGCAGCUGUCGCGCCGUCAACUGCGGAAACAACAACAGCGUCUAGAGAAGCAGACGAGAAGUCAGGUGCCACCCAUUGAAAUGACAUCGGAGAAAAACAAGUGCCAUAUUUGGGUACCCGUGGAGCUGAUCAACAAAUAUCCGCAUGCGCAACGCAUUCAAUUGGAUCAACGCAAUCAACAGCAAAAACUUCUAGUCUGCUGCGCUGGCUAUGCGCCAUUACGUUGGCGCGGCAACACACUCUGCCAGCCGCUGUGUGAGAAUUGUCGCAACGGACGCUGUAUUGCGCCCAAUGUAUGCGAAUGCUUCGACAAUUUCGUCGCCAACGAUAAUGGCGAUUGUGUGUUCGCCUGUCCGUUGGGUUGUCUGAACGGACGCUGCUUUCUUGAUGGCACCUGCCAGUGUGACGCCGGCUUUAAGUUGGAUGAGACGCGCAAAUUUUGUCGACCCAUUUGCAGCAACGGCUGUGGCAUGAAUCCGCGUCACAAUUGCACCGAACCCGAGGUGUGUGGCUGUGCGAAGGGUUACCAACUAACAAAUGAUGGCUGUGUGGCAGCAUGCGAUCCGGAUUGCGGUGAGGGUGGCGAGUGCCGUGAGCCGAACCUAUGCUACUGUACACCGGGCUAUGAACUCAAGGAUGGUGUGUGCCAGCGCGAAUGUUAUCAGAAAUGCGACAAUGGCAUUUGCUAUAGCAACAAUCGCUGCAUCUGCAAUCCCGGGUUUACAUAUCAUGAACGCUCGACACAAUGUGUGCCCAAUUAGUUUUAGUAACAUGCUAGCAUAUUUCCUUAGUUUUGUGGGUAUAGGUAUGAUAAACUUAGUUGUCUUGUGAUAGUAAUUAUAAACACGUUAAAAUUAUUAUAAUAAAUAUAAAAUAUUAAUCCUAA